AUACUAAACUUUAAUCUUUUCACUAACCACUAUUAGGUCAAGGUCAAUGUAGGUCAAAUUUGCAAGUACGUUGGUUAUAAAACUGUUAUCACUUUAUCAGUUAAUAAUAAGAUUACCCCUGUUGUCGCAAAUUUCCAGUAAUUAGGCUCGCAGGUCACUUUAUUUUUAUUUUUUUUAUUUGAAUUAUUUUCGCAUUCGUGCUUUCGAAACACAACUUACAACGUAAGUUCGAAUUGAUUAUAACAGGUGGUUGAAUUAAAUUAUUCAUCAUGGUGAACGUAGCACUUUUAUCGAAAAAAAUGGUAGACAGCUUGAAGAGCAAGGAAUUCAGGGAGUACCUGAUGAGCACUCAUUUCUGGGGUCCAAUAGCAAAUUGGGGUAUACCUAUUGCCGCUCUGGCUGAUAUCAACAAAGAUCCUAAGUACAUAAGUCCAAACAUGACCUUUGCUCUGUGUGCCUACUCUUUAAUGUUUAUGAGGUUUGCUUGGAAGGUCAAGCCCCAAAAUAUGCUGUUAUUUGCUUGCCAUUUAACUAACGAAGCUGCACAGUUAACCCAGUUGGGACGUUAUACAUAUUUCACUUAUGUAGAUCAACCACAAUCUAGUGAAAAUAUACAACCAGCAAGUACCUAAAAAAGGAUAAUGACCAUUGGAAUGUCUAGACAAAUUGGAAAUAAUUAGAAACAUACCCACGUCAUGAACAAUUCAGUCUAAACAGCAAAUAAUUUUUUUGCCUUCAUAUCAGUAAUUUCAUAAUAUUUUGGUGAUAUGGAUUUUAAUAUAGGUAAUUGUAAAUAAUUUUAGAAGUUGGAAGUAGCUAUAUUUUCAGUUUACUUCCUCUUUACAUAAGCCCCAAUGUACAGAAGAUAUAUAGAGAAAAAUAUUUUUGUUGAUUUUGAUAUUUUAAAUAGGAUUUGGAGGUUAAAUAUCAGGCAAUACGAUUUGUAUUGUUUUUGACUGGAAUAUACAUAUAUUUUUAUUGUUU
Harmonia axyridis is the source of this 984-nucleotide messenger RNA. It is a transcript of the gene Mpc1, whose product is annotated as mitochondrial pyruvate carrier 1. NCBI's taxonomy places the organism in Eukaryota, Metazoa, Arthropoda, Insecta, Coleoptera, Coccinellidae. Gene Ontology annotation, cellular component: mitochondrial inner membrane. The transcript is spliced from 4 exons. Gene Ontology annotation, biological process: pyruvate import into mitochondria. Bases 270 to 632 code for a protein of 120 amino acids. The record is from RefSeq and is a predicted model, not a curated record.